AUGGACAAGACUGGAUGGAACAUAAAGGUUGUUGAUGUCGUAAGAUGCUAUGAGCGGGGAUCGCUCUACAGUUUUGGGGUACGCAUUCAUGCUUCUAUGAAAAAGUUUAGGCAUCAUUUGAAGGAAGUGUUGCAAUUAGGGAUAUCAUUGUCGCUCCAAACGUAUCAGCAAGUUUUGAAGCACCUUUUAUAUCACGAAAUGCAAGAUGGAAUUGGUAUCCCUGAUGAGCUGAUAUCAAUGAUAGGAAAUAAUAUUGUUCAAGGUAAAGUCAACUCAACUAAAGAAUUUCGUGGUUCGUUUUCAGUUUCGAAAACUUGCGACGAUGAUGAGGAAUCAGAUUUGAAGUCCAAAAUGGUGCGUGCGAGAGCAAAAAGGCAACUUGACUACUUAUGUUAA
Messenger RNA from Striga asiatica, 396 nucleotides. The record is from the annotation of a GenBank genome assembly. Lineage: Eukaryota; Viridiplantae; Streptophyta; Magnoliopsida; Lamiales; Orobanchaceae.